Molecule: messenger RNA, 10012 nt
Organism: Plodia interpunctella (Indianmeal moth)
Lineage: Eukaryota; Metazoa; Arthropoda; Insecta; Lepidoptera; Pyralidae
Exons: 8
Coding region: 125-9271 (3048 amino acids)
Biological process (GO): negative regulation of endopeptidase activity; proteolysis
Cellular component (GO): extracellular region
Molecular function (GO): cysteine-type peptidase activity; cysteine-type endopeptidase inhibitor activity
Source: RefSeq, a predicted model, not a curated record
GCAUUGAACAAAACAUUUGUGCGCAGAUUCUAUUGGCUGUUGUGAUAAAUCAUUUUGAACAAUUAUAUACAAUUUCUUUAGUUUCGUCUUGAAUUUCCACAGUGAUGGUUGUGUAGGAAUAAUCAUGUGUCGUUUUUAUUUUUUGUUUUCAUUUUUGUGCAUUUUAUCGUAUUGUAAAACAGAAAUAAGUUUAGAGGAAAAGGAUAGGCUUUUGAAUAGUUUUAUUGAGUUUUUGAAUAACUUGCCGAAUCAUCAAUACGAAUACGAAGAUGGAAUCUUGCUUAGUACCCAAGAUGCGGGGGAAAAUCACUACAAAAUCGAAGCAAAACUGAAGGAGAAAGAUUCUCAGAAGUAUUCAAGAUGCACUUGCACAUUGAAGCUCCAAGAAAAUAAGGUGUUAGUACAGGAUGAUGUAUUUCAUUGCGAGAAUUAUCCCCCUAAGGAGACAGUCUCGUCCGAGAUUGAAUCGGAGGGUACUCCUCCAGCUUCAGACCCGAGUGACUUGCAGGCAGCAUCUGAAGAUGUGGCCGCACCUCGGGUUGAUCAUAAGCCAGUAGAACUUGACAAUGAAAUACGCCCUAAUACUGAGGCCACGUCAGGCGAACAGUUUGUAGCUAUACCGCGCGAGGAGCCUAUCCGCCGACAUAGCGCGGCUUGUAUCGGAUGCGGGUCUCACGUAGAUCCCGAAGCGCCCGGCGUGGUCGACCUGGCCGCCGUCGGCGUCAAGCAGCUCGAUAGACACGAGCCUAAUGUAAAACAUAGCCUUAACAAAGUCGUCGAGGUCGAAAGACAAGUUCAGAUUGUCAACGGUGUUCGGUAUAUACUCACUAUGCUAGUUGAUUUUAACAAUUGCACAUCCUCAGAGGACACAUUGUGCACAUUCACCAAACCUUGUAAAGUUUCUAUUCUUGAAAAGCCAUGGAUUAAAUUACCUAAUGGAGCAAAGUACAGGGCUAUAGUAUCUAAUAAUUGCACUGAUACGUGGCUCUUUGGAGAUAAUGGAGAAGUUGUAUCAGAAGGAACUCACGAUGAUGGUAAAACCGAUGAUUCAAUGGAACCUACGCCCGAUUACGACAAAAUUGCCAAUACUGGUUCAGCUGAUGAUAUCCUAAAAGCCAUAUACAAUAAAGACCUUCAGUCACAACAAAAUCAAGAUGUUCUUACUGAACAACAGAUAAAAGAAUUAGAAGAACAAAUCAUACCUUACAACAAGUUUCAGACAUCGCCCGAGUCAGUUAUAUCCGUAACUGAAUCUUCUGAUCACUCUGAUGUAAGUAAAUACAAUCCUGAAGUGGAGUCUGUGAAACAAUACUCUGAAACCUCAAAUACCGAAACUCGCGACGAAGCUGUAAAUACUUUAUCAGAAGAAAAAAAGAAAACCAUUGACGACCUCAUAAAUUUUUUCAAUUUUGCUGGCUAUACCACUAGGGAAAAGAGAAAAGCUUCAAGAAAUAGAAGAAGCUACUCAAACGAUAUAGAAGUAAUGACAUUGUUGAAGAAAUAUAAGAAAGUUAAAGAAAGUAUAAAGAACGCAAAAUUCAUUUAUUACGUUGCUUCCUGUAUGGUGGAUUAUUUAAAUGAAGUGUAUUUUGGAAAAGAAAAAGUGCAAUUACAAGAAGUAAUUGCUGCUGAAGAGGAAUUUGAUAAUGAUCAUCAUUUUAUUUAUAUACAAGCUCGUGUUGUAAAACUACAAAAAGAUUCAAAUAAAGAACAAACGAAUCAAAUUUGUAAUGGUGUAAUAGAUGGAACUAAUACUGAUGAUCCGGAGGUAUUAAAUGCGUUUUGUAAUUAUGAUUCAGGCAAAAAGACUACUUUAAAUACUGCUGUACCAAUUUCAGUCGACGAUAAGGUACUUCAACAUUUGAUGAAUAUUGCGCUUAAACAAAUGGAAUCGGAAUCUUCAAACACGAACGCAAUGAAAGUAUCUAAAAUUAUUUCAGCUAGUACUCAAAGAGGAUCAGGAAUACUCACGAAAGUAUCUGCUAUUCUAGUAUUUUCGAAUUGUAGCAAAGAUAUACCUUUGAAAGAAAGAAAUAAUUGCGUUGAAUUAGAAGACCUUGGAUCUAAGCUUUGUGAUAUUGAAAUUUUCCAAAGGGAUUGGCUCAAGGCGUCGAAAGUAACUCAAAAUUGCAUAGAAACACAAAUAGAUCAAACUUUUUCAAGUACGAAAAAAAAUAUAACAUCGAAUCACACGAAUGAUAAAAGAGUUAUUGAAAUAACAAACCAAGCUUUAUCCUAUUUAGAAACGCAAUCAAAUAGAAUUAACAGGCAAAAAAUUUUAGGAAUUAAAUCUGUGUCGACCCAGCUUAUCGCUGGUCUUUUGACUUCUAUAGAUUUUUUAGUCGGUUAUACGAAUUGCGAAAAUGGCGCUGACGUCGUCAUUGACAAUUGUAGUCUUUUACUGAAUGAAACAUUGAGGUAUUGUACGGUUAAAGUGUGGGACAAACCUUGGUUAGUAGAUGGUAGAGAAAUGAAAGUAAAUUGUAAUGAUAACUAUAAUGCUACAAAUGAUCUGGAUUCAACUUCCACACCCCACAUAAAAAAAUAUCGCCCUGAUGACGAUGAGUAUGAUAUUGAAAUGGCAAAGGAAGCAUUAGAAAAAUAUCUACAAGAAAAUGGAAUUCGACAAGCUUAUGAAGUGGUUAGUGUGGACGCAGUUAAAGUUGGGGUUGAUGAAGGAACUGCCAAGUUAGAUUUUACUAUUAGAAAACUUGGUAAUACAGGUGAUAAAAUUUACCCCGAUUUCGUACAAUGUCAUUCUCAUAUCGGGCCAGAUGUUUUUGAUACAGAUAUUGCUGUUGACUGUGAAUUUAAUGAUGAGAAAUUGGAUAGAGACGGAAAAUCUGGAGGACGAAUUGAAAAAGAUCCCAGUAGCCCAGAGUAUAGAACCUUAGCCGAGAAAUCUAUGCAUCAUUACUUAAUGUUGUCCGGAGUGAAAGAAGAACAUAAAGUUGUCAGUGUGGACAAAGUAAGUCUUCAAGUCGUGUCGGGAUCUUUAACUAGACUCGAUUUUACAAUUAGUAAUUUAGAAAAAGGUGAUUCAACAAAGUGUCAUGCUAAAGUGUGGGAGCAGAGUUGGCUUCAUAAAAAGGAAAUUACAGUAAACUGCGGAACGAAAGAUCAUAAAUCUAGGACAAACCGGCAAGUGCUUGGUGGAGCCAUUGAAAAAGAUCCUAAUGACCCGAAGUAUAAGGAUUUGGCAGAGGAAUCUAUGCAAAAAUAUUUGACUUCAGUAGGAAUGAGUCAAGCUCAUAAAGUCAUCAGCGUUGACAAAGUGACAUGUCAGGUAGUUGCAGGAUCAAAAACUGUGCUAGAUUUUACUAUAAAACCAAUCAGCGAAGGAGAUCUCAUUAAGUGUCAUUCUGAAGUGUUUGAACAGGCGUGGCUUAAAAAAAAAGAGAUAACAGUCAACUGCGAAAUAAAAGAUCAGCAAUCUAGGGCUAAACGGUCAUUGCCUGGAGGAGUCGAUGAACGAGAUCCUAAUGAUCCAAAAUACAAAACAUUGGCUGAAGAAUCUAUGCAGAAAUACCUGACUUCAUCUGGAAUGACUCAGGCUCAUAAAGUCAUCAGCGUUGACAAAGUGACUUAUCAGGUAGUGGCAGGAUCUAUGACCAGGAUUGAUUUUACAAUAAAACCGGUCGGCGAAGGAGAUGUGAUAAAGUGUCAUUCUGAAGUUUGGGAAAGGCCGUGGCUUGAUUUGAAGGAGAUAACAGUCAACUGCGAAAUAAAAGAUCAGCAAUCUAGGGCUAAACGGUCAUUGCCUGGAGGAGUCGAUGAACGAGAUCCUAAUGAUCCAAAAUACAAAACAUUGGCUGAAGAAUCUAUGCAGAAAUACCUGACUUCAUCUGGAAUGACUCAGGCUCAUAAAGUCAUCAGCGUUGACAAAGUGACUUAUCAGGUAGUGGAAGGAUCUAUGACCCGGCUUGAUUUUACAAUAAAACCGGUCGGCGAAGGAGAUGUGAUAAAGUGUCAUUCUGAAGUUUGGGAAAGGCCGUGGCUUGAUUUGAAAGAGAUAAACGUCAACUGUGAAAUUAAAGACCAAAAAUUAAGGAAUCAAAGAUCAUUGCCGGGCGGAAUUGAUGAACAAGACUCUCAUGAUCCAAAAUACAAAGUAUUAGCUGAAGAAUCUAUGCAGAAAUACCUGACUUCAUCUGGAAUGACUCAGGCUCAUAAAGUCAUCAGCGUUGACAAAGUGACUUAUCAGGUAGUGGAAGGAUCUAUGACCCGGCUUGAUUUUACAAUAAAACCGGUCGGCGAAGGAGAUGUGAUAAAGUGUCAUUCUGAAGUUUGGGAAAGGCCGUGGCUUGAUUUGAAAGAGAUAAACGUCAACUGUGAAAUUAAAGACCAAAAAUUAAGGAAUCAAAGAUCAUUGCCGGGCGGAAUUGAUGAACAAGACUCUCAUGAUCCAAAAUACAAAGUAUUAGCUGAAGAAUCUAUGCAGAAAUACCUGACUUCAUCUGGAAUUACUCAGGCUCAUAAAGUCAUCAGCGUUGACAAAGUGACUUAUCAGGUAGUGGCAGGAUUUAUGACCAGGCUUGAUUUUACAAUAAAACCGGUCGGCGAAGGAGAUGUGAUAAAGUGUCAUUCUGAAGUUUGGGAAAGGCCGUGGCUUGAUUUGAAGGAGAUAACAGUCAACUGCGAAAUAAAAGAUCAGCAAUCUAGGGCUAAACGGUCAUUGCCUGGAGGAGUCGAUGAACGAGAUCCUAAUGAUCCAAAAUACAAAACAUUGGCUGAAGAAUCUAUGCAGAAAUACCUGACUUCAUCUGGAAUGACUCAGGCUCAUAAAGUCAUCAGCGUUGACAAAGUGACUUAUCAGGUAGUGGCAGGAUCUAUGACCAGGCUUGAUUUUACAAUAAAACCGGUCGGCGAAGGAGAUGUGAUAAAGUGUCAUUCUGAAGUUUGGGAAAGGCCGUGGCUUGAUUUGAAGGAGAUAACAGUCAACUGCGAAAUAAAAGAUCAGGAAUCUAGGGCUAAACGGUCAUUGCCUGGAGGAGUCGAUGAACGAGAUCCUAAUGAUCCAAAAUACAAAACAUUGGCUGAAGAAUCUAUGCAGAAAUACCUGACUUCAUCUGGAAUGACUCAGGCUCAUAAAGUCAUCAGCGUUGACAAAGUGACUUAUCAGGUAGUGGCAGGAUCUAUGACCAGGCUUGAUUUUACAAUAAAACCGGUCGGCGAAGGAGAUGUGAUAAAGUGUCAUUCUGAAGUUUGGGAAAGGCCGUGGCUUGAUUUGAAGGAGAUAACAGUCAACUGCGAAAUAAAAGAUCAGCAAUCUAGGGCUAAACGGUCAUUGCCUGGAGGAGUCGAUGAACGAGAUCCUAAUGAUCCAAAAUACAAAACAUUGGCUGAAGAAUCUAUGCAGAAAUACCUGACUUCAUCUGGAAUGACUCAGGCUCAUAAAGUCAUCAGCGUUGACAAAGUGACUUAUCAGGUAGUGGCAGGAUCUAUGACCAGGCUUGAUUUUACAAUAAAACCGGUCGGCGAAGGAGAUGUGAUAAAGUGUCAUUCUGAAGUUUGGGAAAGGCCGUGGCUUGAUUUGAAGGAGAUAACAGUCAACUGCGAAAUAAAAGAUCAGCAAUCUAGGGCUAAACGGUCAUUGCCUGGAGGAGUCGAUGAAGGAGAUCCUAAUGAUCCAAAAUACAAAACAUUGGCUGAAGAAUCUAUGCAGAAAUACCUGACUUCAUCUGGAAUGACUCAGGCACAUAAAGUAAUCAGCGUUGACAAAGUGAUUUAUCAGGUAGUGGCAGGAUCUAUGACCAGGCUUGAUUUUACAAUAAAACCGGUCGGCGAAGGAGAUGUGAUAAAGUGUCAUUCUGAAGUGUUUGAACAGGCGUGGCUUAAAAAGAAGGAGAUAACAGUAAAUUGCGAAAUAAAAGAUCAAAAAUCAAGAACGAAGCGACAUAUUUUUGGAGGAGCUAUUGAAGAAAACGCUAGUGAUCCGAAGUACAAACUUCUAGCAGAGGAAUCUUUGCACAAAUACAUGAAGACUUCUGGAGUAACGCAAGCCCACAGAGUGGUAACCGUGGACAAGGUUAUUGUUCAAGUGGUAUCAGGACUUAUGACAAAACUUAAUUUCACAAUAACACCAGAUGUGGAUACAAACGCAAAAGAUUUAAUUAAGUGUUACGCAGAAAUUUGGGCAGAAACUUGGCUUCAGAAAAACGAAAUAAAUGUUUCAUGUGAUAUGAUGACGCGCGAGAAAAGAGCUCUUAAUAUAAAUAAACAUAAAGGUGGUCUUGUAGAACAAGAUCCGGAUAAUCCCCAGUUUUUAGCAUUAGCUAAAGAAUCUUUAGAGAAAUAUCAACGAUUACAGGAAAGUCAAAGUGAACACGUAGUUCUAGAGGUAACGAAAGUCACUGCCCAGGUGGUAGCGGGAACCAUGUACAGAAUCAAUUUUACCGCAAAACGAACAUACUGUCAUGUUUCUGAUAUAAAAAAUAAAUUAUGUAAUAAAGCAAAUAAAAAUAAAUACUUAUUCUGCUUUUCUAAAAUAUGGAGUCGACCCUGGUUAAAACAAAAAAAAAUUGAUGUUUCUUGUUACAAUGAAGAUUUACUUGAUGAUGAAGAUAAAAUUAAAAACCAUACGCAGGCAAUGAAUAAAUUUAAUCGUGGCUUAAUUGAAAAAAGAGAUGCCAAUAAACCAGAAUAUAUAAAGAUGGCACAGUUGGCGUUAAAAAAAUACAGGAAGAUAUCGGAUUCUAAAUACGGAUAUAAAGUCGAUAAAAUAUACCAUGUCACCGAGCAAGUCGCUGCUGGAAUCACUACAAAUAUAGAUUUUGCUGCAUUAUCAAAUAAUUGUUUCAAUCAAGAAUGUUCCGAAAUGAUGAUCAGGUUACAUUGUCAAGCAGAAAUAUGGGAGAGACCAGGAAGAUAUUCUACAAAAGACGUUAUGAGUGUAUUAUGUAAGCAGAAAAAGGAUAAAGCUCUUAAUAAACGCAACAGUGUUACGAGAAGUAAGAGAUAUUCCGGUUUAGAUGAAAAUGACAUUGAAGAAGAAUUGAAGUACUAUUAUGCAGAUCUCGUAGUUCAAAAUGUUAAUUCAAAAAAUUGGUCUAACAAUAUGUUCAAACUAAUAUCUAUCCUUGCCAUUGACUCUUCAAUGCACAUGCGAAAUAUUUUAGUACGAAUGUACGUAGAAAUGACGGAAACUUACUGUUUGAAAAAUGAACGCGAAGACUUGAGCAGUUGUGAUGAACUGCCUGCAGUAAAUCAUAGGUUGUGCUAUGCAAGAUUGUAUCCUUCGCCCGAUGAUGAACUUAUUGUAAAACAUGUGACUGUUACUUGUAAUUAUGAUGAUGAAUUUGAAGAUAUAACUGGUUUGUCAAUACCUCUUUUAUUAAGAGCGUCAAUAAAAUAUAUCGAAAAUGAUCCAGACGUUGCUCACAAGAUGAUCAACAUAGGAGCUCCUUUCGUGAUUCCUAGUCUGGAUUCAAGAGUGCCCAUUAAAAUAAAUUUUAUGUUAGCCACAACCAACUGCACAAAAGAUGUGGAUAUUACCAGAUACCGCGGGGAAGUCUGCAAAGUAGAUGAUCUUAUAACUGCAAAAACUUGCAAUUCUUACAUAUACAAGACGCCGCAUAGUAAAAGCAUUAGGAAAAUCGACGUUCAGUGUUUUAAACCAGAACUAGCUCGGACAAAAAGAUUUAUUUCAAUGGAAGGAAACUCUACUUCAGCCGACAAAGAAAUUCGUACACUAGCCGAACUAGCGCUGCAACAGUUGGAACUUGAAUCUCUGCAUCGGUAUAAACAAACGAUUCUCGAGAUUAACAACUAUUCUAUUAAGCUAGCAUCGAGACGAGAAAUUCACAUCGAUUUCGAAGUCGCUUACACGAGUUGUGUGAAAUAUGAAUGGGUUGAUGAUUCGGCAAGUUGCGAACUAUUGGAACAUCUACCGAGGAGACAGUGUAACGCUGUAAUAUAUGAAACACUUUGGAAUGAUAACGGAAGGGAUAUUAAAGUUAACUGUACGGACGACGAGACUCCAUUGGAAGCGCACGUCGGAUUCAUUAAUGCGCAAUCUGCUACUUUAUUAGCCGAAGAAGCACUCAGGCACAUAGAGGCAAAGUAUCCUAAUCCGCGCAAACAGAAAGUGGCGAGAAUUUUCUCUUUAGAAAAGCAGUCGGUGGCCGGCGAGCAUUACAGGUUGAAAAUGGAGGUUGGACUGACGAACUGUUCAGCAUUAAGUGACACGGAGAACUGUGAAAUGGAACCUAUUGAGUUGAAUAAGUUCUGUAGAGUUAAUGUGUGGAUCCGUCCGUGGAUACAGCACUCUGCGUUGUUCCGGGUCACGUGUGACUAUCAGAACGAAGAGUAUAAGUCUAUAUAUGAAGAUGUGCAGGCGCAGCAUCUGUUCUUCGAGUUCCUGCAGACGUACAAGCCGGAUUACAUGGACAACGAGAAAGAGAUGGAGAAGAGAUAUAACAUUUUCAGGGCGAAUGUGAAGAAGAUGCACGAGUUUAACGUGAAGGAGAUGGGAACGGCGAAGUACGGGGUGACCAGGUUUGCGGACUUGACUUAUGAGGAGUUUAGCGCCAAGUAUUUGGGUUUGAAGCCGAGUAAGAAGAAUGAGAAUAACAUACCAUGGAGCCAGGCCAAGAUACCGAAGUUGCGCAGUGUUCCGUCGUCGUUCGACUGGCGGGAGCGCGGCGCGGUCACCGAGGUCAAGGACCAGGGCUCGUGUGGCAGCUGCUGGGCCUUCAGUGUCACAGGGAACAUCGAAGGCCAGUGGAAAUUGAGUCAAGGGGAGCUGGUUUCUCUGUCUGAACAAGAGCUGGUGGACUGCGACAAGUUGGACGACGGCUGCAACGGAGGCCUGCCCGACAACGCUUAUAGAGCCAUAGAGCAGCUCGGGGGUCUAGAACUGGAGAACGACUACCCAUACGAGGGCUCGGACGACAAGUGCUCCUUCAAUAAGACCAAGGCCAGGGUGUUCAUAUCGGGUGCCGUCAACAUCACCAGCAACGAGACCGACAUGGCCAAGUGGCUGGUCAAGAACGGACCUAUCUCUAUCGGUAUAAACGCGAACGCAAUGCAGUUCUACAUGGGCGGUGUGUCGCACCCUUGGAAGAUGCUCUGCAACCCCAAGAACCUGGACCACGGGGUGCUCAUCGUGGGAUACGGCGUCAAAGAUUACCCGCUAUUCAACAAGCACCUCCCGUACUGGACGAUCAAGAACUCGUGGGGCAAGUCGUGGGGGGAGCAAGGAUAUUACCGCGUGUACCGCGGCGACGGCACCUGCGGCGUCAACCAGAUGGCCAGCAGCGCUGUGGUGUAGGCAGCUUGUGGCGAGCGGAGACAGGUGCGGACGCGAAUCGUACAUAUUCUAUUGUAUCCAUCGUUUACAGGUCCCACAAACUAUGAAGAACGACAUGCAACGCUGCUACAGAUAAAUAAUAUACAAAUAAAAGAUUCUUGUUACCUUCCGAUGAUUAUUAUAGGAAGCUGUAACAAAUUUUACCUCUAGUUAUCUUCUGGUAAUGAUAAAUUAAAAUUGAAUGUCACGAAAUACGUAAAUAAAAUGUCAUAACGAAAUUAAUUUGAAAUUCCGGCUAAAUAUUAUCGGUGAACAGAACGAAAUUGUAUGGAGAUUCGACGCACGUCAGCAUCAACCUAUGGAAACAACGGCGCUGCAAUUUGUAGCAAUAGGGUCUGGCUCUUAUUUGCAACAAACAUCCAUAACGUAGCUUCAUACUUGUAGUAAGUAGACAGAACUUCUUGGUUCAUACAAUCGUUUAUUGAACACCUAUACGCGUGGAAUUUGUGGAUGAGCUCCCGACGUUCCAUACUAAUUCAUUUUAAAAUUUGUAUGAAACGUCGGGAGCUCACAUAUAUAGGGUGCUAUAAGUCUAACCACUGGCGGCUGUGGGGUUAAUAUUAAAGCUAAUGGACAACGGUAUGAAUCAUUAAACUGUGCCUGUAACAGCUAGAUCUUUUUCUAAAGCAGGGUUUUAUAAAUAAUGAUCUGAUCUUCCACUUAAAUUCGAUUAGGUAUAUUUUAUAUUUAUACUCAAAAAUG